Molecule: messenger RNA, 1140 nt
Organism: Plasmopara halstedii
Lineage: Eukaryota; Oomycota; Peronosporomycetes; Peronosporales; Peronosporaceae
Exons: 1
Coding region: 1-1140 (379 amino acids)
Source: RefSeq, a predicted model, not a curated record
AUGGAGCCUCUUGCUACUGGCAAACGACGACGAGCAUCAGUGUCAUUGUCGCCACCUCCUUCGCCGCGCCAGCCCAAGCGUGAUGACGAGAGCAGUGUCGUAAGCUGGAAAAGGCGGCGGGUAGACAAAACGUUUACUAAAGUGACUGAUGUCAAGCAGCCGGAAUUACGCAGGCCAGAGCCAGAUGAAACAGAGACAACACUGAAAGGCAAGCGACGGCGUAUCGUCCCGUUGGAAGAGAAGGAGGAGAUACAGGAUGAAACAAGUAAUAGCUGCAGCAGUAAUGAUGAAAAGCACAGGAGCAAGCGAAGUCGCAUAGGGGAUAAUAUCACGACGUCGUCGCCUCCACCUGUUCUACCGGUUUCGCCGCUAGCUAAUUUAAAUGAGAGACAUUCAGAGCCUUUACAGCGGGAUAACAGAUCUACUUCUUCAGAGGAAAAACAGGAGGAGGAGACAAGAUUUCCACCAUCACCUAUAAUAAUACCUUUGCCACGAAGAGAAGAGGAUGCAGAUGGCGACCUAGAAGAAAAUAGGGAGAACGUUGCUAGGUACACGAACCUAGAAGACAUAAGCGUUAAUUCUCAGGGCAAUGACGCUGAUCUCGUCGCAGCGUGUGCUAAUCUUGACAACGAAGUAGUGAGCUGUAGCCAGGAUUCACAGGGAAGCGAAGUUGAGCGAAUCCGGCAAACAACUUCACUUCGAACAGUACAAGUCACACCUCCUCCUUCAGCGCGAAUGCUUGACAGAAAGAACCCUCCGCCACCUCCUAAGCGACCAAAGAGGCGGCAUAAUUAUGGCAUUAUGUACGCAAGAGCGUACCCUCGCCUUGCACUGUCACCUCUUGUCGACAACUCACCGCCUAGCUCUCCACGUGUCUUUCGGUCGUUAGAAAACGAAUUUGCUUUUGCCAUGCAAGACACCCCCGAGAUCCGUCCUCGUGUCCGUCCAGCGCCAAGGAUGGCAAGAGGAACGCGACGAUCGACGCGAGCAGGCAUUGGAGCCCGACGGUCUCUGGACACGCCCACCUCAACGAUGGUAUUGAGGUCACGACAGCUUAAUCCGAGCCUUAGUGCCGAUGGUGGAAAGCCUGAAAAUCAACGCGAGCGGGAGCAACGUAACGCUCAACGUCGACAGGAGUAA